Molecule: messenger RNA, 1501 nt
Organism: Pelagomonas calceolata
Lineage: Eukaryota; Pelagophyceae; Pelagomonadales; Pelagomonadaceae
Source: the annotation of a GenBank genome assembly
CGCUGUGGUCGCCUCGUUUCUUUUGGCUCUCUCUGUGUCCAAUCGACUGUCAGAAAAGCUUAAAAAGCUCAUUGCUUGACCUGAACGCUGGGCACCGCCUUGGAACAACGCCCCUGCGCUGCUGGAGCCCUCUUGCACAACGCACACAACAUGCCGACUGCUCGGUCAAAAGCACUCGCGGCGCGCGCGGGCCGCUCUUUCAUCGACCCCGUCAAGCAGACCCUGCCGAGCGAGCGCGCGAAGGCGCAGGAGGAAGGACUCGUCACUGUAUGGAGCGAAGACUCCUCGUCUGGAUGGCGAGUAAAUGGUCAGCCGCGCCCGCUGGUGGUGCUCGAUAAAAACGGACAAUGGCGACCCGCACGGUCACUCUACGAAUACGUGCAGCAGAACGUGGUCGAGAUAUGCGCCGCCAAGAUUCACCACGACGAACACGGCGAUCCCCCCUCGUACGAGAACAAUUACAGUGACGGCUGGGAGGACGCGACGGAAGUCUACGCGAAGCCGGUCGGGCUCAAGACCUCAGGAGGAAUCGACACAUUUCUCUCGGACGUCAUGCCUUCGAUUGCUGGUUUCAUCGUCAAUCAGCGCCGGAACGAGGAAAGCGCCAUGCGGUUUUUGCGCGUGAUAGCGCGACGCGUCAACGUGCCUGAUGACUGCGUGAAACACAUAGAGGCCUUCGCCGGCCUGCUGCCGGCGCGAGACUCGGUUCCGUGCCGGCGCGAGCAGCUACCGGCCUUCAUGCAGCGGCUUUACGAGGUGCACAAGGACGAAAUCUGCCUGAAUAACUCACACUUCGACCACGUCUCGUUGAAGUCGGGCCACGCGGGCAGCGCGGAGGUGUGGAAGGGAUCCUUUGGCGACGAGUACUCGUCUGAUGACUGGACUUUACUCCCUCGGAAGCUGGUGCCGCAAUUUCACGAGGUACCGACAUCUUUUGGCGAGAAUCGGGGCGGCGAGACUUGGUGGCCGGAGGACGUCGUCGACGAGUUAGCUCCGGAGGCCCCUGGCCACAAGACGUUCCUUUACGGCGAGUAUAGCCAGGACGGUCGAUAUUACGAAAAUUGCUACACCAAAACGAUCCCGUGGUUUGAAGAGCGGCCGUGGGACUUCUACCUCCAGCCCGUCAACGCGUGGCCGGCGGGGACGAGCAUCGACGACGCGGCGAGGCCGCACCCCAGGGACUCGAAGUCGGACUCCGACGCCAACUCGUCGGACUCGGACUCGGAGUCGGAGUCGGACUUGUCGGACCCGUACGCGUCGGGCUCGGAGUACCGGGGCUUGGACCUGGACUCGGAGUCUGGGCAAGCUCGGGCGCAAGAAAUAUCUCGAGUUUACAGGGAAAGGAAGUGGAAGAGGGAAAAGGCCCUGACGCGGAAAAAGGAGCGCGCCAUUAAGCGCAGCCGCAAGAACGCGGAGCUCAUCCUCCACUAUGGCUAUGGAGUCCGCUGGUCCUAAUCUAGCGCCUGUCCCCCUCUCAAGCAUAAGUCAUCACAAAAUACUA